Aspergillus lentulus is the source of this 597-nucleotide messenger RNA. The record is from RefSeq and is a predicted model, not a curated record. NCBI's taxonomy places the organism in Eukaryota, Fungi, Ascomycota, Eurotiomycetes, Eurotiales, Aspergillaceae.
AUGCUCACACAGGUCCUCCUCGGCCUUUGCGCUCAUGCAGAGGUUAUCCAACCGCUUCGCGAGAAAAUUGUCACGGUCAUCCAGGAAGAGGGAUGGAAGAAGCCCGCCUUAUAUAAGCUUAAACUCAUGGACAGUGUGCUGAAGGAAAGUCAGCGCAUGAAGCCAGUCAACAUCACUUCAAUGAGACGUCUCGCACUCAAGGAUAUCAAAUUAUCGGAUGGCACACUCAUUCCAAAGGGCUCCUCCCUUCUGGUCUCUAGCCACAAAAUGUGGGAUCCAGACGUCUACCCAAACCCGGAGACGUUCGAUCCCUAUCGAUUUAUGAGACUACGCGAGACUCCCGGCCAUGAGACUUCGGCCCAGCUAGUGUCGCCGUCUCCAGAGCAUCUCGGAUUUGGCUAUGGGAAGCACGCUUGUCCAGGACGGUUCUACGCUGCCAACGAGGUCAAGAUCGCAUUGUGCCAUAUUCUAUUAAAGUAUGAUUUCAAACUGCCUGAUGGCUAUACACCGACGGUGCGAACGAGGGGCAUCUCGGUCAGUGCUGAUCCUUCGGCGAAGCUCGUCAUCAGACGGCGACAAGACGAGAUUGCUCUCUGA